Messenger RNA from Sordaria macrospora k-hell, 1224 nucleotides. RefSeq lists its product as uncharacterized. Lineage: Eukaryota; Fungi; Ascomycota; Sordariomycetes; Sordariales; Sordariaceae. Gene Ontology annotation, biological process: phospholipid metabolic process. The record is from RefSeq and is a predicted model, not a curated record. Gene Ontology annotation, molecular function: phosphatidate phosphatase activity.
AUGGGCUUCUUCAACCGUCAACCCCGCGCCGCGGAUGGCACUGCACCUCCCGUCGGUGCUAACGGCACCCACGGGCAUCAUGCCACUCACAAGGAGAAGCGCGCUCGUCGCCAUGGCUUCGAGCCCUACACCAUGAGCACCAGGCCUACCUUUGGCCAAUGGCUCAAGUACACCUGGCUCGACAUUCUCACCAUGGCUGCCCUCGGUGCCAUCGGUCUCGGCGUCUACUACGCCCACCCGGCUCCCUCACGCUCCUUCGCCGUCACCUUCGCCGACGGCGAGAUCGUCUACCCGCAAUUCGCCUACCCCAUGCGCAAGGAAAUCAUUCCCAUCUGGCUCGCCGCCUUCCUCGCCGCCAUGAUCCCCAUCUUCAUCAUCCUGUGCAUGCAGAUCCGCAUCCGCUCCUUCUGGGACGUCAACAAUGGCAUCAUCGGUCUUCUCUACUCCUUGAUCACGGCAGCCGUCUUCCAGGUCUUCAUCAAGUGGCUCAUCGGCGGCCUGCGCCCUCACUUCCUGACGGUCUGCAAGCCCGACAUCACGCGUGCUACCAACACCGGUAUUGCCGAGGACGGAUACUCCGCGCAAGGGUUCGGGCAGAUUUACUACACAAAGGAUAUCUGCACCGGCGACCAAAACGAGAUCGAUGAUUCUCUCGAGUCGAUGCCGUCGGGUCACUCCACCGCUGCUUUCGCCGGCUUCAUCUUCCUCGCUCUUUACCUCAACGCCAAGCUCAAGGUCUUCUCCAACUACCACCCUGCGCUCUGGAAGCUGGCUGCCGUCUACGCUCCCGUGCUCGGCGCCGUCUUGAUCGCUGGCGCGCUGACCAUCGACGAGUUCCAUCACUGGUACGACGUCGUUGCUGGCGGCAUCAUUGGUACCGUCAUGGCUUUCAGCGCUUACCGCAUGGUUUACGCUUCGAUCUGGGAUUGGCGCUAUAACCAUAUUCCUCUUAACAGGUCCAACCCGUUCCCCUUUGGCAGCCGUGAUGAUAUGGAGCUCGGUGGCGCCACUUUCACUAGGCAGGUUGGCUGGGGCAACAGCGGUGCUGGAUUCCCUUUUGAUGACAGGCAUGGGUAUGCUGGUGGUGGGUAUGGCGGCUAUGGUGGUUAUGGUGGUGGUGCUGGUUCGGCUAUUAACCGCAAGCCUGUGGGUCAUGGUCAUGCUGGUAAUGGUGUUGGUGGACCGUUCCAUAACAAUGGGGUCCCGGCUGAGCAGAUGGUCUAA